Theileria parva strain Muguga is the source of this 969-nucleotide messenger RNA. RefSeq lists its product as uncharacterized. The record is from RefSeq and is a predicted model, not a curated record. NCBI's taxonomy places the organism in Eukaryota, Apicomplexa, Aconoidasida, Piroplasmida, Theileriidae. The coding region runs from base 165 to 875 and encodes 236 amino acids. The transcript has a single exon.
UUAUAAUUCAUAAUUUUAUUAUUUUUAAUCUUUCUAAUUUUUAAUCUUUCUAAUUUUUAAUAUUUAAUGUAUUUUUAAUAUUUAAAUCAACUUAAUAUAAUAUUAUAAUAUAAUAUUAUAACUGGAUAUUAUAAUUUGAAAUUUCGAUUUUAUCGUAGAGUAAAAUGGAUAACCGUAAGUUAACGAUUUUGUCUGGAGUUUUAAUAGCAAUGGUGGCAUCGGUGCUGUUUGUAUUAAAGUUCACGUACAUUAGACGAAGAUACAGGCCCUUUGAUGAUAGAAUUGUAAUUCCUGAGCGAGAGUAUCCGACGUUCAUUGAUAUAAUCACCAGGGACGGUUCAGGCCUUAAGGUAAAUGACACAAGUAAAUACAAAGUAAAGAAAUACCAUUCUAACAAAAUUCUAAUGUAUGAAUAUGUGUUUGAAGAUGCUAAAUGUGUUGCAUUUAACUAUAAAAAUGAGAGUGUAUGGAAGCUAAAGGAGGGUAGAGAGGGUCCGUACCCCAAGACAAUAAUGUUCUACACCCUGGAUAAUACUAUAAUCGUCGGCUUUGGCAAGAGUAAUAUGUUAAUUUACAAGUAUAAAAAUAAUCAAUGGACUUCCGACACCACUGGGGAAAUCCUCCUAGAUCUUGAUAUUGACAUUAAAGAUAAUAACAGCAACAUUGAAUAUACUGUACUCAGUAACCAGGAGGAAUAUACGCCUAAACCUGGGAAGUAUUUUGAAUCGGUCAGUCAUCAUGGGAAGGAAUUAUAUAAAGGAAAUAAGUUCCCAGAUCUCCUAAAUAAAGUUAUUGUACCAAUCGCAAACGGUGAAUCCAGGGUAAUAACACUCAUGACUUUAGACGGCCGAGAUAUCAAAAUAACAUUAAAUUAACUCAAUUUAUUGCUCAAUGAGUUGUAAAGGGUUAAGAUUUUUUAUAAUUGGAUUUUUUAAAUCUAAUACCCUCGUAAAUUUAAUUUAAAUUUCC